ACGGAGUAUCCGCCAUCACCUUGCGUGACAUAAUACGUAACUUGCGUGAUGCUCAGACAGCAGUGACAACAUUCAGCGGAGUUGCGUAUGAGCAUAUGUACUGUUGUGUCUUUGCUCGUUGCAGUUACGAACUCGAGGUAGGGCACUAAUUCAAAGCUUUUCUUUCGAGUUCCUAGGCGGUAAAAUCGAUAUAGUUUUCAACAGAUCCCAUCAUGGCGAUGCAGGACGUUAUAAAUAAGGUUAAGGGGACAGCUCUUGGAGUUGCGGAGUACUUGACGCCUGUUUUGAAGGAGUCAAAGUUUCAAGAAACGGGCGUUAUUACUCCAGAAGAAUUUGUGGCAGCAGGAGACCACUUAGUACAUCACUGUCCAACAUGGAAAUGGGAUUCAGGACCUGAUGAUACUAAAAUAAAGAACUAUCUUCCAAAAGACAAGCAGUUUUUGUAUACAAAGAAUGUUCCUUGCUACAAGCGAUGCAAGGAAAUGGAACACCAAGAGGAAAAUGAAGCAAUUGUUGAACCAGACGAAGACGGAGGCUGGGUAGACACCCACCAUCACCUCGAUCCAAGUGGGGAGCAAGCUGUCACUGGUACUCAGGAGUCGUUUGCAGAGAUGACACUUGAAUCUGACAAGGGCACAAAAGAUGUAACACCAGUAGAUAAUGAUGAUGAUGAAGAAGAUGAUGAUGAGGAGGCAGUGGAUAUGGAAGCUUUUGAAGAAAGUGGAAUGCUUGAAAGUGAUGAGGCUACCUUGUCAAUUAAACCAACUUCUAAGGCUGAGUCAGGGGCGGAGGGAGCCACAGAUGCAAAUGCCUCUGGUGGAAUUCUACAAACAAGAACUUACGACAUGUACAUUACAUAUGACAAAUAUUAUCAGACGCCACGACUGUGGCUGUUUGGUUACAAUGAGAACCGAGAACCCCUUGCAGUAGAAGAGAUGUAUGAGGAUAUGAGUCAGGACCAUGCAAAAAAAACAGUGACAUUGGAGGCUCAUCCUCAUUUGCCAAUGACCAUGGCAUCUGUUCAUCCUUGUAGACAUGCUGACGUAAUGAAGAAGAUCAUACAGACAGUCGCUGAUGGCGGAGGAGAGCUUGGAGUUCAUAUGUAUCUACUCAUCUUUCUCAAAUUUGUCCAGGCUGUGAUACCCACAAUAGAGUACGACUAUACGAGACACUUCACCAUGUGAUCUUGAACCAAAUCAACUGAAUUGAACCCUUUAACCCUUUAAACCCUAAGAGAGAUCAGCAUCUAUUUUCUCCUAACAAUAACACUGCUGAAUCAUUCAUUAAGAUCAUGAGAAAAAAAGGAAAUGAUCACCAACUAAAGAAGUUUUGAUUGUUAAACAAAUUCUCCUUGUCAGUACCAAACGAAAUGCACAGAGAAGAGUUGGGAGAAUAUAAAUACUGAUGUUAGGGUGUAAAGGGUUGAACUCCUGUGAGUAACCAAGACAAAAUUACUCCUUAGAUGACACUGAAGAAAAAUAUCAAUCAGGGGAUCAUUAGUUGAUUUCAUACCAAAUUCUCCAAACUAACACCAUAAGAACUGUAUGGCAGACAGUAAGGAGAAUUAUUAAUGAAGUAUUGAGAGUGAAAGGGUUAAGAUUCCUGAAGUAGAGCAUAUUUUCAAUAGCUUUGGUAGAGGUUUCGUGGCAGUAAAGAAAUAAUUAUGAAAUAUUGCCUCGUUUACAAAAAUUAGUUUUAUUAUUGAUUCCUCUUAAUGUGCGUUUUGCUUUCCAUUGUAGGAAAGAUUACACGAAAGUAUUUUAUAAAGCAAAAAGUAAAAUAGUGUACUUGUUACAAGAACUUCAACUCCUGAAGGUUACAAGCUGUUCGUAAAUUAGUAUGAACAAAAUCUGUUGGAGCAGUGAAACAUGAAUAAGCCUCCUUUGAAUAGUUGCAUGCAGGAAUAGGUCCUAUUUAAAAACUGAGAUAUAAUCAGACACACAGGUUUCGAAGAAAGUCACAUAUUUUGAAAUAAAAGUUAUAGAA
This is a messenger RNA of Pocillopora verrucosa, 1986 nucleotides long. Its product is annotated as ubiquitin-like-conjugating enzyme ATG3. The record is from RefSeq and is a predicted model, not a curated record. Gene Ontology annotation, cellular component: phagophore assembly site; cytosol. Gene Ontology annotation, molecular function: Atg8-family ligase activity. Lineage: Eukaryota; Metazoa; Cnidaria; Anthozoa; Scleractinia; Pocilloporidae. Gene Ontology annotation, biological process: autophagy of mitochondrion; nucleophagy; autophagosome assembly.